Molecule: messenger RNA, 1836 nt
Organism: Phytophthora nicotianae INRA-310
Lineage: Eukaryota; Oomycota; Peronosporomycetes; Peronosporales; Peronosporaceae
Exons: 1
Coding region: 86-1777 (563 amino acids)
Biological process (GO): monosaccharide transmembrane transport
Cellular component (GO): membrane
Molecular function (GO): hexose transmembrane transporter activity
Source: RefSeq, a predicted model, not a curated record
AGAGACUAUCGUUCAUAAUCGCCUGGCAACGAUUAAUGCAACCCAUAAGCACUGGAAUGAAGGGAUCCGUUCGGUGGGAUUUGAGAUGUCAUCGUCUUUGCCGAGUGCUUCGGCGUGCAUGCAUUUCCACUCACGAUUCUUUCCCGAUGGUACAGAAUGCAAGUCCACAAGUACCAGCUCACAGCGCUGCGAGACGGUCACUUUCGAAUUUGCCCGAGACUUCAGAAGCCUCCAACUUGAGCUCGUUAUGGCGCCACACGAAUCCCCACGCAACGGAUACGCCGUCGUGCAGACGCCACCUGCCUACGCCCACGAUGAGCCCAUGCUCAACAUCGAGGAUCGCUCGCUGAAGCCAACGUGGAUCGUGUAUUCCUCUGUCGGUAUUGCCAUGCUGGAGGCCUUCCACUACGGAUGGUCCAACUCUCAAGUCAACCUCAGCACCUUCAGCAACACGGACGAAUGCAACGCUCGACCAGUGGAGGAAGGCACUUGCCUCAUGUUCCCUGGCCACACUCACACGACGUGGACUCUGCUAGUGAACGCGUGGAUUGUGGGCGGAAUGUUUGGCAGUCUACUGUCAGGAUUCCCGUCGAACAAGUGGGGUCGUCGUACUACAUUACGCUUCAACGCGAUCAUUAUGGUACUGGGGUCAGUGAUCCAAGUGGUAGCAAACAACCCGACGUGGUUCUCUGCGGGUCGCUUCGUGACGGGUGUGGCUAACGGUGUAGCUAUGGCUGUAGUCAACACGUUCCUGAACGAGAUCUCUACGCCUCACAACCGUCACGCUCUUGGAACGAACACGCACUUAGCUGCAACGCUAGGUAUCUUCGGUGUAGCCACCACGUUCUGGUACUGGAACACUACCUCUGGUUUCCGAUGGAUCGCUGGAAUGCCAAUAGUCUUCGCUGCUGGAUUCGUAGUUAUGUCGUUCUUCUUCAUGGUCGAGAGUCCCGUGUGGCUCGUUGCGAACGGUAAAGACGAAGAAGCCGAGAAAGAACUGGCGCGUCUGUACGGAAAACAGAACGUCAACGUCAUGAUGGGUUGGAUCCAAGCGAAUGAUCGUCGAUCCAAGCUGCCUUCGAUGCUGAGUGGCGUAUCGGAUAAGGUCCACACUGAGACGAACUGGACUAUUCUGACCAACAAGAAGUUCCGUAAACCGCUGGUCAUUGCACUGGGACUGACGUGCAUUAACCAGUUAGUGGGGAUCAACGCUGUCUUCUUCUACUCGUCGUCUAUUCUCAAAGACGCUGGUAUUUCGGACUCCCGUGUCGGACUUAUGAUCAUCGAUAUCUUGAACGUUGUACCCGUGCCGAUCGCUGCUGCCUUGACGAAGGUCAUGCGUAAACGUACGAUGUUGAUGUCGGGUAUCUUCGUGAUGGUCUUGUGCUGUAUCGGCAUGACGUUCUCGCUGGUUUACAGCGUGGGCUGGCUCUCCAUUGUCUUCCUCGGAGUGUUCGUGGUGGGCUACGACUUGAGUAUCGGUCCGCUGCUUUGGCCGAUUGUUGCGGAGCUCUUCGCAGACUCAGCUCGUGGCGCUGCUGUUGGUAUCUGUAUCACCAUGAAGUGGAUCUGCUCACUUAUUGUGGGUAUCGGCUUCCCGUACGUUGAGGAAGCGAUUACGAACUACAGCUUCACGCCGUUCCUGGGCACGACUAUUCUCUCUAUUAUCUUCAUCUACUUUAUGGUGCCGGAGACGUCGGACAAGACUAUUGCGGAGAUCCAAGACGGAUUCCGUAGCGACCACAGCGUGCAGUCGUCGAGCAAGAGUCAGAUCUAAGGAAGUAAUGAAUGUAUCAUGUUGUUGAUCUAUCUAACGUUUUCUAAUGUCGACUCGAG